CAUACGUUUUUGUUUUGUUGGCCGCUGGCGUGAGGGCGCAUCGCAUCGCACCGACCCGACCAGCCGACCAGCCGACCGCUCCACCGAGACCGAGACCGAGACCAAGACGCACCUCGGCCGGCUUUGCGUGCUCUUUUGUCACGCCGGGACGCAGCCACAGAUACACAAAGAAUUUUUUUUUUCCAUUAAAAAAAAAAAAAAAAAAUACUUGCAAUGAAUCAUUCAGCACGUUUGCUGUGGACUCUGUUGCUGUACGCUGUUGCAUUUACGUACGGACAAAACGGUGAAGAUGAUUUUGAGACCGAGGGCGUCCCCUUGGAUGUCACCGUCAAGUACAACAUGAGGAAGAGUUUGGAUCUGGACCAGGAAGGCUGCUACCUGCAGAUCGGAAACAAGGGGUGUCUAGAGCAGUGCAACUUCAACGCCACAGCCAAGACCAUCUUUAUCAUUCACGGCUGGACGAUUAGUGGUAUGUUUCAGAACUGGAUGCAGAAGCUAGUGGCUGCCGUCAUGCGGCGCGAGAGUGAGGCCAACGUGGUCGUGGUUGACUGGAUGUCCAUGGCCCAACGGGUGUACCCGGACGCCGUCAACUACACGCACACCGUUGGCCGGGACAUCGCCACUUUGCUUGACUGGCUGCAGGAUGAGCUGCAUUUGCCUCUGGAGAAGGUGCAUCUGAUUGGCUACAGCUUAGGCGCUCACGUAGCGGGCUACGCGGGAACACAUGUGCGAGGAUCCCUCGGGAGAAUCACUGGUCUGGACCCAGCAGGGCCGAUGUUUGAGGGUGUGGAGAAGGAGAAGCGCCUCUCUCCAGACGAUGCCGACUUUGUGGACGUCCUCCACACGUACACUCGGGAAGCCCUGGGGGUGAGCAUUGGAAUCCAACAGCCGAUCGGGGACGUGGACAUCUAUCCCAACGGAGGCGACGUCCAACCCGGUUGCUCGCUGGGUGACGUGCUGUCCGUAGCUAAAAACUUCAUCGAAGUGGUGGAAUGUGAGCACGAGCGAGCAGUGCACCUUUUUGUUGACUCGCUGAUGAACCGAGACCACGUGAGCUUCGCGUACCAGUGCACCGACUCUCUCCGUUUCAAGAAGGGGAUCUGCCUGAGCUGCCGCAAGAACCGCUGCAACAACAUCGGCUACGAGGCUCGCAAGAUGCGCAAGAGACGCAACAGCAAAAUGUACCUGAAGACUCGUGCGGACACGCCCUUUGGAGGUUACCACUACCAGAUGAAGAUGCACGUGUUCAACAGGAAGCAGGCGGACAACGCGGACCCGACAUUCUACGUCAAGUUGAUUGGCGCGCAUAACGAUACGGAGGACAUUUUUGUUGAUGUUCAGGAGGACUCAGUCGGGCUGAACCUGACCAACACCUUCUUGGUGUUCACCGAGCAGGACCUGGGCGACCUGCUGAAGAUAAACCUGAGUUGGGAAGGUGAGGCGGAAUCUUUCCACUCCCUGUGGAAGAACAUCAGAAAGACCUUGUGGGCCUGGAACAGCAAGCCACCCAAACCCGUGCUGGAGGUCCGACGGAUUCGCGUGAAAGCUGGCGAAACGCAGAAGAAGUUUACCUUCUGUGCCCAAGACCCGUCCAAAACGGAAAUUUCUCCCGGUGAAUCGAUAACGUUUGUCAAGUGUCGUGAUGGCUGGGAAGUGAAACCAAGAAAACGGCUAAGCAUGUAAAGCCUUCCCACUUGUGACAACUUGAUGCACCAUGACCACGGGGACCCAACAUGGCUAAAGCGAGAAGCACCUUCUUUGCUUUAUCAGCACUUUUUCAGAGGAGGAGGAUGGACCAGCGCGGACGGGGAGGAGUGGGGGUUUUGAGGUGUCGGACAUUUUAAAGUGCACCUGAACGGUUGGUUCCUGCGAAUUUGGGGAGAGGGCUAGCGCCAACCUUGAGAGAGGCCAAGGCGUUGGGACUGAGGUCAAAGCGGUCUUUAAAAGAUCACAUGAGUUACGGAAUGUUCCUUUUGAAUAAGAAUAUCUGUCAGCAAACGUAUGCCAGCUGUUGUAGUUGCUGUACUGUACAUUUUUUAAAUGUCUUUUUUUUUUUUUUAAUUUAUGGAAAACAAAACUGAAGCACUGCGAGACCAAUGUUAUUUAUCACAGCACAUCCCAUGCUAGUAUUGAAUGGCUCCCUCGAUGCAGUAAUUUUGUGUGUGAGUUGAUUGUGACCGAUAAGUGUGCCUUUCUGCUGCUGAGUGAGAUUACUGAUACACUGUAUAUUUGGAAGAGAUCCCCAAUCUCAUUGCACACAGCGGUUUUGUGCAGUGUUACUGUAUGUUCUUUGGGUUGUGUUAAUGUACAUAAUGUAAAUAACCUUUUUUUGGGAAUAAAAUGAAUUCAGAACUUC
Syngnathoides biaculeatus (alligator pipefish) is the source of this 2356-nucleotide messenger RNA. RefSeq names its product lipase, endothelial (gene lipg). The coding region runs from base 214 to 1683 and encodes 489 amino acids. NCBI's taxonomy places the organism in Eukaryota, Metazoa, Chordata, Actinopteri, Syngnathiformes, Syngnathidae. The transcript is spliced from 10 exons. Gene Ontology annotation, molecular function: protein binding; lipoprotein lipase activity. Gene Ontology annotation, biological process: lipid metabolic process. The record is from RefSeq and is a predicted model, not a curated record.